Molecule: messenger RNA, 1361 nt
Organism: Papaver somniferum (opium poppy)
Lineage: Eukaryota; Viridiplantae; Streptophyta; Magnoliopsida; Ranunculales; Papaveraceae
Product: probable 3-hydroxyisobutyrate dehydrogenase, mitochondrial
Exons: 10
Coding region: 107-1162 (351 amino acids)
Biological process (GO): L-valine catabolic process
Molecular function (GO): NAD binding; NADP binding; 3-hydroxyisobutyrate dehydrogenase activity
Source: RefSeq, a predicted model, not a curated record
UGUUUGUUUAAACGGUGCAAGUGUCAGUCGUGUCCUGGGACUCCUAGCUCACAAGCUAGUUUAGCAAGAAGAAAAAGCAAAAAAUUUAGUUCAAGAUCCAUCAGUUAUGGCGAUUUCUAGAGCUUUAAAAGUUGGAUUUUCCAGUUUAAAAUCCAAAUACCCAAUCCCACCAUCAUCAUCUUUAUACAGAUUCUUUUCGGAUUCUAAUGACUCGAUUGAGAAAGAGAAGGUUGGAUUUAUAGGACUUGGAAAUAUGGGAUUUCAUAUGGUCAACAAUCUCAUUUCCUCUGGAUUAUAUCAUGUCUCUGUCCAUGACAAAAAUUUUGAUGCAAUGAAGAAGUUUGCAGAGAGGGGGAUAGCCACUAAAGGAACCCCUUUCGAAGUUGCUCAAACUAGUGAUAUUGUUAUCACCAUGCUGCCUUCAUCCUCCAAUGUUAUGGAGGUUUACACUGGACCAAAUGGUUUGCUUCAAGGUGGGGAGGAUGUUGUAAGACCUUGGUUGUUCAUAGAUUCAUCCACAAUUGAUCCCCAGACGUCAAGAAGGCUUUCUGCCACCAUAUCUAAUUGUUCCCUAAAAGAGAAGAAAGGUUACAGGAACACCCCUGUCAUGUUAGAUGCUCCAGUUUCUGGAGGUGUUCUUGGUGCGGAAGCUAGGAGCCUUACUUUCAUGGUUGGUGGCUCAGAGGAUACUUAUUUGUCAGCAAGCCCUUUAUUUUUAUCCAUGGGAAAGAACACAAUUUAUUGUGGCGGAGCUGGAAAUGGCUCUGCAGCAAAGAUAUGCAAUAAUUUGGCAAUGGCUGUCAGUAUGCUCGGGGUGUCAGAAGCCUUAGCUCUUGGUCAGUCACUAGGAAUUACUGCAAGUACGUUAACCAAGAUAUUUAAUUCUUCCAGUGCUCGUUGUUGGAGUAGUGACAGUUACAAUCCAGUGCCUGGAGUAAUGGAAGGAGUGCCCUCUUCAAAGAAUUAUGAUGGUGGAUUUUCGUCCAACCUUAUGGCCAAAGACUUGAAACUUGCCUCAGCAUCAGCGGAAGAUAUUGGUCUCAAAUGCCCAUUGACAUCUCAAGCAGAAGAGAUAUAUGUCAAGUUGUGCGUGGAAGGUCAUGGAAGCAAGGACUUCUCCUGCGUUUUUCGCCAUUACUUCUCUGGUUCUGAUGAACGUUAAUUCGGUAUUAUACCAGUGAUGAACAAACAUUGCGAGACUAGAACAGCAUAGACCCGCAAGCUCUUGUACAGUUCUAGCUAAAUGAUGUCAAUAUAUGUAAAAGAAAACGAAACAUAAUUUCUGUGAAACUUCACAUAACUAGAGCAGCACUUCCUAGUAACUUGUAAUUCAUAAUGUAUUCAAUGUUAUAAUUGAAACA